CCGUGACCCUCCUCCCGCCCCCUCGCCCGGCGCGCCCGGCUAUAAAGGAGGGUUUUAUUCUCGGGCUCCGGUCUCACGCCAAACCCUGUCACACCGUCUAGACGAGCUGUCGUGGGGCUCGGCCCAGCUGUCACCAUGGCGAUGGAGACGAGUCCGCUGUGAAUUUUGGGGGGGAGCGAGCGAGAGCGGCGGCGGCGGCGGAGGAGGAGGAGGAGGUGGAGGAGGAGGAAGGCUCGGCCGCCGCCGUGCCCUGCCCUGCCCCGCGGGGGAGGCUCGGACCCCCCGGCGCUGCCGGCCGCGGCUGGAGCCGGCCCGGCGGGGAGCCCCGGGAGCCAGCGGCCGCGGGCGCGGGGCGAGCCUCAGAUGCGGCUGUCACACAACCCCGGCCGGGCUAUUUAAAGUAACGGGCCCCGCCGGACACUGGUGUCUCUGCCUAUUUAUGAGCCCCCGGGAGCCGGCGGGCGCCGCCGGGCAGCGCUAGGAGCCGAGCCCGCCGGGAGCAGCGCCGGGGCCCGCCCGGAGCAUGACGGCGAUCCGGGCGCUGCUGCUCUGCCUGUGCCUGGGGCUGCCGGCGGGCGGGCAGCCCUUCCUGCGCCUGCGACCCUCGCCCAGCGACAACCUGCCCGUCAAGGACAUCGUGGAGCACCCGGACCCCGAGUACGACCCCAAGGAGCAGGACCUGGACGAGAGGACGCUGAGGAAGAAGCUGGGCAGCCAUUUCGACCCCGGCUUCAUGGCCGUGGCCGUGCCGGGGCCGGCCAACGCCUCGGGCGCCGCGGCGGCGGCGGGGCGGGGGCGGGCGGCGCUGCCGGCGGAGCUGCGGCGGCUGGAGCUGGGGCCGCCCCGGGGCCCCCGCCUGCGGCUGGGCAAGAAGGCGCGGCGGAAGGUGCUGCAGUGGCUGUGGGCGCACACCCACUGCCCCGUCCUCUACGCCUGGAAGGACCUGGGGGUGCGCUUCUGGCCGCGCUACAUCAAGGAGGGCAACUGCCUGGCCGAGAAGUCGUGCUCGCUGCCCGAGGGCAUGUUCUGCAAGCCCGUCAAGUCGGUCACCAAGACCUUCCUGCGCUGGCACUGCCAGGGGUGGUCCAGCCAGAAAUACUGCACCUGGAUCCCCGUGCAGUACCCGCUCAUCUCCGAGUGCAAGUGCUCCUGCUAAGCCUCCCCGGCCCCUUGCACUGCCGCCCUCCUCCUCCGGAUCACUUUGGGGGGGGAGGUUUUUUGGGUGGGUUUUUUUUUGGAGGGGAUGGGUUUUUUGGGGUGGGUAUUUUUGGGGUGUUUUUUUUGUUGGGUUUUUUUUUUUUCCCCCACCCCCCAGCGCGGGGUGGGGGAACAUGAACCGCUUUUGGGGUUGUUGUGGUUUCUUUUUUUUUUUUUUGGUUUUGGUUUUUGUUUGUUUGUUUGUUGGGGUUUUUUUGUUAAUUUUUUUUGUUAGGGUUUUUUUGUUAAUUUCUUUUUUUGUUUGAUUUUUUUUUGGUUACUUUUUUUUCCCUCGGACUUCUUUUAAUGUUAUUUUAUUCAAAAGGGGAAAAAGCGAACCCAGGAACUGCAGGGCAGGCCAAAGGCACAGUAAAGCACUACAAUCAGAUGUCUAUUUUUAUACGUAUAUAGCCUUCUAACAAAAGGAAAAUAAAAGAAAAAAACUAAAAAAAAAAAAAAAGGAAAGGAAAAAAAAAAAGAAAAAACCUACCAGCCGUGUAAAUAGAGAGAUUUUAAAGGAAAAGGGGGGGGAAAUCGCAGCUGUUUUUUUAUUAUUAUUAUAAUUAUUAUUGUUAUUAUUAUUAUUUUAAAGACAUAGGACCACAUUUUAAACCCAUCCCCACAGAACCCGAGCACUUCCCUGCUGAAGGGGAGGGCAGAAAUUUCUUGUAAAGAGGAUUUUAUCAAAAGGAGAAAAGGGGCGGGGGGUGUACAAAAAAGAAAAGCAAGAACAGCAGCAUCCCUGAAGACGGUUGUUUCUCUGUGCUGUAUUUUUUUUUGUCUUCUUCAGACCUUGUCACUGAUGUUUGAACUAAUUUGCCAAGCUCUCUAGGGUUUGUUUGUUUUUUUUAAAGUGUAUAACAAUUAAUUAAGGAGGAAAUUUUAAAGAAAAGUACAAAUCUAUGAAAGAGUGGAAUUGUUUUGUUGUGUGGGAAUACAUAUAGUCGUGUAGAGAUGUUAAAGGAAAUUUUCAUUGUACAGUUUAUUUAUUUUUAACGUUUGUGUAUAGGAAAAAAAAAGCUAGAGAUUAUGCCAGAAACUAUUGGAAAUGUUUACUUGAAUAUUCCUUUAAAAACAUAUCAAUGUAAAUAUGAGCUAUCACUGAUCAAAACAUUUUUAGCAAUAAACUCUAUCUUUGAAGAAAAACCCCGUGCUGCACCCCAGCUCCCUGGGAGACCAGCGGAGACUCGGAUUGUUGCUCGGAGCAGGUGAUGAGUAAAGGGCUUUGGCUGGGCCACGCUGGCGUAAAUCGCGAGACACCCCGAAGGUCGGGACAGCUCCACCGGUUUCUGCCUCUCCGGGAUCCCGCUCUGGGUUUUCUUUGCGUGUAUAACCUGUUGGGGAGAGAAAAAAAGCACAGACGGGAGAGAAAUGUCUCGUAACGCGUAAAAGAGCUGCGAUGUCCCGGACUGGAGGUGUCAUCUGAAGUCCUUGGGAGAUUCCAUGCUCUGUGGCUCUUGGAUUCGGCUCUCCCGCUGGCAGAGGAAGCGGUCGAGGUUACUGCCCCGGCCAUCAAAGCGCCUGACACAGCUUGGCAGCCCCGCGUGUGUCAGAACAAAUGUUUUUUCUCGGCUGCCGCCACUAGCGCAGGAGGGAAGGAUGGAGACGAGCCCUGCGCUCGGCCCUGCUGCCGCGACGGAGCCCCGGGGCUGGCACCUCUCCCCGCGGCGCCUCUGGGGGUGUGCGGGGUCAGGAGGAAGCGCUGACCCUGCGGUGGCACACAGUGCCCUCAGCUCGUGUGCCGGGGCCGGCGGGACCCCCCACUCCCACCAGAGCUCGUGGAGCCAGGGCAAGGCAGAGCCGGGCCGGCUCGGCACGGGCAGGCUGCCGGCAGCCAGGCUGGGGAGGAACCCGGCGCUGGUGAGGGGGGCACUGGCGGUGCGAGCCCGCUCCUGACGGAGAUCUGUCUGUCUGUCUGUCUGUCACAGGGCUUGGAGCGCGGCCCUGACGGGCUGCCAGGCCGAUCCCCAGCAUGUUCCGCGUGGGCUGGUGGUGCUGGAGGGGAAGGUCUGGCCGUUCCCUUCGGUGUCUGAAACGCGCCCGGCAUCCCCGAGGAACAAACUGCUGCCGAAGGCUCUUGCCAGCGAGGAGUCACGCUCUGCCAAGCCUGCUGUGGAGUGGUGGGGAGACCCCGUCCCCUUCCAGCUUGGCAUGCAGGAGAGGAAAGCAGCACUGAGCCCAUGGGAAGGCAUCAGGGCCCUCUGAGGGGUCUAGCUCACAUCCCUCCAUCAUCCUCUGAGGGGACUGAGGUCCGGAGAGCCCCAUGGAGCAGGCCCACAGAGCUGGAGGUCACACAGAGAUUGAAGUCAAAAGAGGGAGAGAGCUUUGAGAAGGGUAUGGUGGGGACAAGGUGUGAGAGGGACAGUGACAUCCAGUAGCCCAAGUCCCUGCAGAGCCCUGCAGCCACCCGCUCGGCCCCGCAUGAGGAGGCAGGUUGGCCUUUUCACGCGUUCAGCGGCGAGGGACUGGGGAAGGGGGGGAUGCAGAGGUCAGGGUGAAAAGAAGAGCUCGGCAAAGGCAAUGUGCAAAACAUCAGGGGCAUUUGGGAGAGGAAGGGGAAAGCUCAUUUUGCAAGAGGAACAACAUCUGUGGUGUGGGGGCCGAACAUCUGUAGGAGGGAGCAUGGGGGGAGGGCAUUCUGGGAAAAUAUUUCUGACAUAAUCCCAACAGUAUCUGGUGUGUUGGGAUUUGGUUACAAAUGGCCCUCUAACGUCUUUGUGCGUUUUGUUCUGCUGGUUCCAGGGGCACACAGAGACCCCUGCUUUGUGCUAACCUGGGAAAUAAACCAUUCGCUGGGCUCAA
This is a messenger RNA of Neopelma chrysocephalum (saffron-crested tyrant-manakin), 3999 nucleotides long. Its product is annotated as noggin-2-like. Gene Ontology annotation, biological process: dorsal/ventral pattern formation; negative regulation of BMP signaling pathway; negative regulation of cell differentiation. NCBI's taxonomy places the organism in Eukaryota, Metazoa, Chordata, Aves, Passeriformes, Pipridae. The transcript has a single exon. The record is from RefSeq and is a predicted model, not a curated record. The coding region runs from base 524 to 1156 and encodes 210 amino acids.